ACGAACUCAUACAGUCUCUGAGAAGAGGCAAAAAUCAAUUUUACUAUCACAUUUUCGACUGUUUUGCAAAUGGAAACCCUAGGUUUUCGUUGUACCAAUCCGCUUCUAGCUCCUCGCCGCACCGCCGCCGGACCUUUAGCAGCCUCCUUCAGGACUAGUUUUGCCGUUAAAUGCGGCAUUUCACUACCAUCGUUGGUGGACCACUCUGUUAAGUUCAAGGAAGCAGCAAAGGAUGGGAAUUUGAUCCCUCUAUACAGACCUAUAUUUUCUGAUCACUUGACUCCAGUGCUUGCAUAUCGGUGCUUGGUGAAGGAGGAUGAGAGAGAUGCCCCCAGUUUUCUUUUUGAGUCCGUUGAGCCAGGUUUAAAAGCUUCUAGUGUUGUAAGGCGCUAUAGUGUUAUUGGAGCUCAACCAACAAUGGAAAUUGUGGCGAAGGAGAACAUGGUGACCAUAGUCGAUCACUUUAAGGGAGAGAGGACAGAGAAGUUUUUGGAGGAUCCCAUGGUUGUUCCUCGCAUGUAUAUGGAGAAGUGGAUACCACAGCGAAUCGAUGAGCUCCCUGAAGCAUUUUGCGGUGGUUGGGUUGGUUAUUUUUCAUACGACACGGUUCGUUAUGUAGAAAAGAAAAAGCUUCCUUUCGCAAAAGCUCCUAUGGAUGACAGAAACCUUCCUGAUGUUCACCUUGGCCUUUAUGAUGAUGUAAUUGUGUUUGAUCAUGUGGAAAAGAAAGCAUAUGUGAUACACUGGGUCAGGUUGGAACAGUAUAAAAACGUUGAGGAGGCCUAUCAUGGUGGAAUGAAUAGAUUAGAAGCUUUAGUUUCAAGAGUGCAUGAUAUACAAACUCCUAGACUUGCUGCAGGUUCAAUAAAAUUACACACUAGCCUUUUUGGUCCCUCUUUGAGCAAGUCCACCAUGACAAGUGAAGAAUACCAAAAUGCAGUAAUAAAAGCUAAGGAGCAUAUCCUAGCAGGGGAUAUCUUCCAGAUUGUCCUCAGCCAGCGAUUUGAACGUCGAACUUUUGCAGAUCCUUUUGAAGUGUAUAGAGCAUUAAGAAUUGUCAAUCCAAGUCCAUACAUGACAUACUUACAAGCAAGAGGCUGUAUCCUUGUUGCUUCAAGUCCUGAAAUUCUUACUCGAGUUAAGAAGGGUGUAGUUACUAACCGACCUCUAGCUGGAACUAUACGGAGAGGUAAGACAUUACAGGAAGAUUAUAUGCUGCAAAAUCAGCUUUUGCAUGACGAAAAACAGUGUGCAGAACACAUUAUGCUUGUUGACUUGGGAAGGAAUGAUGUUGGAAAGGUGUCAAAACCGGGCUCUGUCAAGGUUGAAAAACUGAUGAACAUUGAACGCUAUUCCCAUGUCAUGCACAUCAGUUCAACUGUUACUGGUGAGCUUCUACCUAAUUUGACCAGUUGGGAUGCUCUCCGUGCAGCAUUGCCUGUUGGAACUGUCAGUGGAGCUCCUAAGGUGAAAGCUAUGGAAUUGAUUGACGAACUAGAGGUGACGAGACGGGGGCCUUACAGUGGUGGUAUAGGUGGCAUUUCGUUCUCCGGAGAUAUGGAUAUUGCCUUAGCUUUGAGAACCAUCGUGUUCCCAACCAACAUGAGGUACGACACUAUGUACUCGUACAAGGACAGCGAGAAGCGCCGCGAUUGGGUCGCCCAUCUCCAAGCGGGGGCUGGUAUCGUUGCCGACAGUGAUCCUGCUGAUGAGCAGAGGGAGUGCGAAAACAAGGCCGCUGCUCUUGUUCGUGCCAUCGAUCUUGCAGAGUCAUCAUUCAUCGAAAAGUAACCUCCUUCGGUUUCCAUACUCCAUCCCACAAAUACCUCGGAAAAUUUAUAUGACCUAGUAGUUGUAGAAAGAAAUCUUUCAUUUCACUGUAGGAGUUGGGUUUCCUCUCUAUCAAGUUGUAGAUGGAAAAGAUGGCUUAGGUUGGUUUCUUGCUCCAGUUUUUGUUCGACAUUUUGCAAAUUAUGUGAUGCUCAUGUUGUUGCUUGCAAAUAUUCUGUUUAUUUAUUACGAGAAUUUGAAAAUUCAAUAAUUACAGUGCAUACACGUAUCA
Messenger RNA from Salvia splendens (bonfire salvia), 2062 nucleotides. RefSeq names its product anthranilate synthase alpha subunit 2, chloroplastic. The record is from RefSeq and is a predicted model, not a curated record. Lineage: Eukaryota; Viridiplantae; Streptophyta; Magnoliopsida; Lamiales; Lamiaceae. Gene Ontology annotation, molecular function: anthranilate synthase activity. Gene Ontology annotation, biological process: L-tryptophan biosynthetic process. The transcript is spliced from 11 exons. Bases 70 to 1791 code for a protein of 573 amino acids.